AUGUCGAAUCUCGAGGAAUGGGCGAGCGAAAAAUUAACCUCCUUUCUUGGACUUGACCGUGAAACUUUAGAGGGACAAAUAAUACCAUAUUUAUUAUCUUUUGACAAUGAAUCUGGUUUGGCUAAACAUUUAGAAGAAUUAUUGGGUGUAAACGACGGUAGCACAACUUUCAUUGAAGAAUUCAUUGCUAAAAGAUUUCCUCCUCAAAAGCAAAUCACUACAACUCAGCAAACUCGUGUUCUUAAGACCCACCAGUUUCCAACACCUGCUAAACAAAAUCGACAGAAAGAUAGUCGAUCGUCAUCUCCCCAGCCGAAUAAAAAUGAUUCUCAAGAAGCGUGGCAAAGAGAUAAGAAUGCUUAUAUGAAAAGUAAAGAUGAUGAUGAAGAUUAUUUUGCUGGAAGUAAAAAAUCCAAAACUAAAAAUCUGACGCAGAUUAACAAAGAAAAUCCCACGACGACUGAUUCAUCAGCCUCCAAACCACCACUUCCCCCUCCUAAUCUUGAUCAACAAGAUUUAAGCAUAUCGAGUAAUUUUUUACAAUCGAGUAGACCUACAACGCCAAACUCCAUUUCUUCAACAUCACGUCCAUCAACGCCUACCAUUACUUCCAGUAAGAAAAAAGCGUCAAAUAAAUCAGCUAAGAAAAAACUGACUGAUUUAGAAAAGACGAUGAAAGAUUUAGAAAAAGAUCAAAGUAGUGACUCGAAGAGAGUCCCGUGCUCUUGUCAAGCGACAAAACAUCCUCUUUUGGAAGUUGCACCCAAUUGUCUGAAUUGCGGCAAGAUAAUUUGCACAUUUGAAGGAGUUGGACCAUGCACUUUUUGUGGGAGUCCUGUAAUUUCGCGUGAACAACAAUUAGAAAUUGCUAGGGAAGUAAGAAAAUUAAAGAAUACAACAAGUCAACAACAAAAAUCGAUGAAGAAGAAAAAAGCUGGUGGUGGUUCGGUACCAUAUGCUGCCAAAGUAUCUGGCAAUUUUGCUGCUGUAACUGCGAGUGGAGGUUGGGUAGAAUUGGGUCAUAACGAAGAAGACGAAAAAAUUCAAGAUCAAAUUCGUGAAGAAAGACGCCGAGCAGCGGAAAUGCAUAAAGAGAAACUGUUAGAUUAUGAUCGAACGAGUGCAAAGAGGUCCAUUAUUAUCGAUCAAGCCGCAGAUUUCACACUUCCCGCUGAUCGCCCAAAUCUUUGGUUGAACGAGAAGGAACAGGCAGAAUUACAGAAAAAACAAGAAUCCAAUUUACGUAAAAUUCAAAAGAAAUCCUAUGAAAAACGCAGGGUAUAUUCACUUAAAGAGGUUAAUGGACGACAUGUGUUAGUGGAGGAAGUGCCGCCAAAUCUAGAAUUUAUUCCUGAAUUUAUAAAUUCAAAAUCAAAGACCGCCAAAAGUAAAGAUUCGGCUGCUCAAAAGAAUAAUGAAAAAAUUGAAGUAUCGAACAAGAAAAAAACUCCACGAGUUCAGGAUAUUGACGAAUAUUUCAAAGACACAGCAAUGUUUUCUGGUGGAACAGAAGUAAAUUUGGUUGAUAACGUGGAGCCUGAAUGCGGAUGA
Molecule: messenger RNA, 1551 nt
Organism: Ambispora leptoticha
Lineage: Eukaryota; Fungi; Glomeromycota; Glomeromycetes; Archaeosporales; Ambisporaceae
Source: the annotation of a GenBank genome assembly